This is a messenger RNA of Hyaloperonospora brassicae, 2553 nucleotides long. The record is from the annotation of a GenBank genome assembly. Lineage: Eukaryota; Oomycota; Peronosporomycetes; Peronosporales; Peronosporaceae.
AUGACGUGUUUCACCUGCUGCGAAGGCGUCAGCGCGCGUCUGUUGUUCCUCACCGCCUGCGCCAUCAUCGAGUACCUGUCGCAGAGCGUCGUGCUCGUGCUCGCGCCAAUGGUAGCGCUGCACUUCUACCCCGACACGUCGUUCGCCCGUCUCGGCUUCUACACGGCCAUCCUCUCGGGCUCGGGCUUCCUCGGCCACGCGCUCAGCUGCAGCUUCUGGAUCAACGCCGCGCGGUCGCUCCAGAGCAGCAAAGGUGUCAUUCUGUGGGGGUUGGCGGUCACUGGCGCGGGGUUCUUCAGCCUGCUCCUGUGCAAGAGCCUUGUAGCCAUGUCGCUCGUCCGGUUCGCCACGGGGCUCAGCAGCGGCGCGUCGCCCGUGGCGCUCAUUGAGGUCGACAACAUCUGCGGCAGUCGACAGACAAAGUUGGCGCUCGUGGCGAAAGCACUCGGCGCUGGCCUCGGCGCUGCGGGGACGUUUGCGUUGAUUACGCUCGGCACGAGACUGUCCAAGCGCUCGGAAGACGAAGACGACGACUUGGCAGCACGGGACGCGGCGCUGUAUGUCUACCCCUUUGGCGCCGUGUCGAUCCUCGCGUGGAUUGCAGUGACCGUCAUGCUCGUGGCGCUGCGGCUGCGGGGCCGGACGACGUCGUACACGCAGCUCGCGGAAGACGACGACGAGUUUCUGAACUUUAUGCCGCAGGGCCCGAGCGACGCACCGGCGGCGCUGCGCUCGUCGACGAGUGCCAUCACGAGCAGCACGUGCAGCAGUGACGGUGGGAGUCCGCUGGGCCCGACGCUUGCGCACGUCAAGUCGGUGUUUGACGAGGCCUUUGGACGGACGGCCAUGAGCUUGGGGAUCAAGAAGGCCAUGGCGUCGCCGACCAAGAUGGCGGCCAUCACGAUGCUGGCAACGCCGCAGCCGCACUUUCGACUCAUCCGCCGCAUUCUGCCGCACUACUAUCACGGCUACACGUCGGACGGCCACCUGGUCGUGUGGGACUUUGUGGGCCGAGUCAACAUGGACAAACUCAAUGCUGCGGGCUACACGACGUCGGACCUGCGCGACCAUUACCACUUCUUCAUGGCCUUUGCGCAGGAAAUGUUGCUGCGCACGUCGACACAAAAGAUCGUCUACGUCGUGGACCUCGACGGCCUCUCGCUCGGCGACGCCGACGUACGCGCCGUGGACGGCGUCUGUGCAGUGAUCAAGACGUUGCAGCGCGAGCUGCCGAACCGCCUGCAAGUCCUUGCAGUGCUCAAUGCGCCCGUAUGGUUCUCGCAGGUCAUGAAGCGCAUCCGGCCGCAUCUGGCGAAGCGCACAGCGGACAAAGUGUCGUUUCUGUCCACGGAGAGCGCCACUCGAGAUUUGAUUGCGCUCAUCGGCGUCGACAGUCUGCCGCAACGCUACGGGGGACGCAAUGGCGUGGAGAUUGGUAAGAGCGCACAGGAACGCUCGCUGGACGCGUUGCUCAAGCGGACGACUGCGCCGCUGGAACGCACGAUCGAAAUCGUCGGCACUCCGCGAUCGCGGCGCCUCAGCGUUGGCCGCUCGCAGACCAGUACUGGCCACUCCAUCAUAAGUGACGACGACGGCAGCGACGAAGAGGCGUUCUUUGACUGCUCGGAGUACGGGUUGCAAGGCGUCGAAGACGUGGAGGACCAGGAGCCAGAGAUCUCAGUGGUCGUUGUCUCGCAGUCCACCGUCUCGCCCAAGACUGAAGCCGUUGCUCGCAGCAGCAGCGCUGCAACGUCCGGGACGUACCAGUCGCUGGCGAAAAAGCCCGUGAAAGCAGCUCGACCGUCAGCAAACCCCGCACCUUUGGCCACGCCUGAACUCGCGAUCACGCGCGAGCCGCUGACGUGUCUGGUUCUGCUGCUGUACUUCUUCUGGUCGCUGGUGCAGCUGAGUUUCGACGAGAUGCUCCCGCUGUGGUUCUUCAAGCACAACGCGACUGCACCUGACGAGGGCGUGCACGCUGAGCCGCCGUCGUUGCGCUCGACCGUGUCGUCUAUCACGCUGCUCGUGUCGGGCUCGCUGGCCUCGUUGUCGCUGGCGGUUCUGCUCGGCCAAACAGCGGCUGCGUUCAUCUGCUCGUCUGCGCGGAACGUCAUGACGCCGCUGGCCACGCUGCGCAUUGGGUUGCUCGUCCAAGUGCCGAUCCUCGGCUGCUUCCCGCUGCUGCAUCGCUUCAAGGUGGACGUGCUGCCGUUUGCGUAUGUGCUGGUGGUCGCAGUGCUUGCGCUCAAGCAGCUGCUUGCAGGCGUGGCGCUGCACGGGAUCAUGGCGCUCUUGGACAACUCGGUCGUGGUGGACCGACGGCUGGCAGUGCACCGCGCUUCCCAACGCGUGCGGUACGUGGCGCACUUUGUCGCAAGCGCAGCGGCGCCCGCGCUCUUUGCGCUCUUGGGCUACUUCGACCAGGCGUUCCCGUUCGACCAGAGUCUGCUGUACUUUGUCCAGGCGCUAGGACUCGCGUUCCUCUUGUGCUUCUCCAUUGCCGUCCCGAGUCGCUUGAACUUCCCCGUGCUCUUUAGCAGGGGCAAGCGGUGA